CAGCUGCCAGAAGCAGCUCUCUCCCACCAUGAGAACUGUCCCUCUGCACCUGACCAGGACAGUAAGCCUUGGCCUUGGCUGCCUGUUCCUGCUUUCUCUCUGCCUGGAUGCAGGCCAAGCCAAGGAGUUGAAGUUUGUGACAUUGGUGUUUCGGCAUGGAGACCGAAGUCCUAUCGAUACCUUUCCUAAUGACCCCAUUAAGGAAUCCUCAUGGCCACAAGGAUUUGGCCAACUCACCCAGCGGGGCAUGGAACAGCAUUAUGAACUUGGAAGUUAUAUCAGGAGAAGAUAUGGAAGAUUCUUGAACGAUUCCUAUAAACAUGAUCAGGUUUAUAUUCGGAGCACAGAUGUCGACCGGACUUUGAUGAGUGCUAUGACAAACCUUGCAGCCCUGUUUCCCCCAGAAGGGAUCAGCAUCUGGAAUCCCAGCCUGCCCUGGCAGCCCAUCCCAGUGCACACAGUGUCACUGUCUGAAGAUCGGUUGCUCUACCUGCCUUUCAGGGACUGCCCUCGUUUUCAAGAACUCAAGAGCGAGACUUUGCAGUCUGAGGAAUUCCAGAAGAGGCUUCGUCCAUAUAAAAGCUUCAUAGAAACCUUGCCAUCACUGUCAGGAUUCCCUGGCCAGGAUCUUUUUGGAAUUUGGAGUAAGGUUUACGACCCUUUAUACUGUGAGGGUGUUCACAAUUUCACCUUGCCCUCCUGGGCCACCAAGGAUGUCAUGACUAAGUUGAGAGAGUUAUCAGAAUUAUCUCUGCUAUCUCUUUAUGGAAUUCACAAGCAGAAAGAGAAAUCUAGACUCCAGGGGGGUGUCCUGGUCAAUGAAAUCCUCAAGAACAUGAAGACUGCCACUCAGCCACACAAGUCCAGAAAAUUUGUCAUGUACUCUGCACACGACACUACUGUGAGUGGCCUGCAGACGGCGCUAGAUGUUUAUAAUGGACUUCUACCACCCUAUGCUUCUUGCCACAUAAUGGAAUUGUACCAAGAAGAGGGGGAACACUUUGUGGAGAUGUACUAUCGGAAUGAGACCCAGCACGAGCCCUACCCACUUACGCUGCCGGGCUGCACCCACAGCUGCCCUCUGGAGAAGUUUGCAGAGCUACUGGACCCCGUGAUCCCCGAGGACUGGGCCACGGAGUGUAUGGGAGCAAGCAAUCACCAAGUCCUGAGGGUCAUCCUUGCCAUUACCUUUUGCCUGGUAUCUGGUAUCCUAGUGAUACUGCUGUUUACCCUCAUCCGCCACGGGCCCUGCUGGCAGAGAGACGUGUAUCGGAACAUCUGA
This is a messenger RNA of Peromyscus californicus insignis, 1282 nucleotides long. It is a transcript of the gene Acp3, whose product is annotated as acid phosphatase 3. The record is from RefSeq and is a predicted model, not a curated record. The transcript has 11 exons. Lineage: Eukaryota; Metazoa; Chordata; Mammalia; Rodentia; Cricetidae. The coding region runs from base 29 to 1282 and encodes 417 amino acids. Gene Ontology annotation, molecular function: acid phosphatase activity. Gene Ontology annotation, cellular component: plasma membrane; lysosome. Gene Ontology annotation, biological process: dephosphorylation; lysosome organization.